Myzus persicae (green peach aphid) is the source of this 1382-nucleotide messenger RNA. RefSeq lists its product as uncharacterized. Lineage: Eukaryota; Metazoa; Arthropoda; Insecta; Hemiptera; Aphididae. The transcript has 6 exons. Gene Ontology annotation, molecular function: zinc ion binding; nucleic acid binding. Gene Ontology annotation, biological process: peptidyl-glutamate ADP-deribosylation. The coding region runs from base 15 to 1382 and encodes 455 amino acids. The record is from RefSeq and is a predicted model, not a curated record.
UAUAACUAUUUCAGAUGUGGAAUAAUCAGUGCGCAUGUAACUUUUGUUUAUCAAAAGCCAAAUGUCCGCUACAGCAACAGUCUUGGCUGGAACAGACUGUUGCUGCAGCUGUUCAAAAACAGAUGGCAGCGAUAAUGACUGCGGCACAGCCGCAGCCACGACAAAUGACCAACGUCCCGAAAUGUUAUGUGUGCCAUAAAAUGGGCCAUAAAGCCAACAAAUGCUGGUGGUGCCCGGAUGCUGCCCCCCGGCGGGUAAGGUCUAGACGUCAGCAGCAACCCGAACCGCGUCACGAGAGAUCUCCCCGGAGGACCGAGUCUAGCCGGAGGACCGAGUCUAGCCGGAGGGACCAAAGAUCUACUCGAAAGGAUGAACAUGAAUCUACAGAACGGCCGGUGGAAACACCGUCGGUAGAAAAAGUUGUUAAAAAAACACGAGAAGAAAUAUCAGAUAUCGAAGAAGUUGUUAUGUCCCUGUUAGAUAUGCCCGUAGAAUAUUCUCUUGGACAUUGUGUAGCGAAAGAUAUGCAUAUGAGCGCGGGCAUCGCCAUAGAGUUUAAGAGGAUCUACGGGUGUGUUGGACAGCUGAUGGACCAAAGACCAAAUGUUGGCACAGUUGCGUAUUUGCAACACAAAAAUCGAUUUAUUUAUUAUUUAAUUACAAAGGAAUAUAGCAACAAUAAACCAACAUAUAAUAGUUUAACUGCUGCCAUUAAAAAACUACGUGAUUUAAUUAUAAAACACAAUGUUAAAAAAUUAGCUAUCCCACGCAUUGGUUGUGGUCUUGACAAAUUAGACUGGCCAAUAGUAAGAGGCAUCAUUCAAAAUGUUUUUCAAUACGUAGGAUGUACUAUCAAAAUUUGUCAUUUUACACAUUAUACGUCAAAAGAGUCAGAAUUACUUAGAGUUCGACACCCAAGAAUUGUAAAAGUCCGUACAGAUAUCAAUGAUAUUCAAAAACGAGAAUUUGAAAAAUUGAACAUAAUAUUGUACUCUCGGAAAACUUCGUUACCAGUGUAUUGGGAUCAACAUUUUCAAUCAGUUGAUGAAAAAUACUGCUUUAAGUCUCAAUACUAUAAGGACUAUCAGAUGGAUCUUGAAGUUGGCCAGUGUUUGUUUUAUAGCACAUUAGAAGCUGCUAUAUUUAUUAUAAUCACUAACAACGAUAUAACUGAUCAUUUUUCAUACGAAAACCUAGAAAAUGGGCUUAAAAGGGUUAAGAUGUUCAUUAAGAAUGAGAGGCAGUUGCACCCAACAUUCAUACUUCAUGAAUUCCAGAAUAAUCAUAAUUUUGAAAUUAUUGUAAAUAAAAAAAUUGUAUCUCUAAUGAGUACUUCUUUCUUAGAACUAACUCCAUGUGUAAUUUUUGUAAUACAAAACUAA